AAAGAUCAGAAUGGAAGGUGUUCUUAAGGAGAUACUCGAUCUGCAGAGAGAUUGGAUGGCCAGUCAACUGCUCGAACAUCCACGUGCAAUGGAGGAGCAGUUUUGAUUACUCACAAUGCCACUGCACAAGCUUCAAAACAUCUGCAGGAAGCUCUUCUAUCCACAUCGAAGGACCAAUUCCAUUGUUGUGGUCAAAGAAGGCAAACAUGAAGCUGUGGAAGCAAUUGCUCUUGAUGACUCUAAGUCAGUGGAUAAACCGGAGUCAGUGGUUGAGGCCAAUUACACUGUGAGAUAUCAAUCUUCUAAUAGAAAGAGCCAGUUUCCAUCACAAAGAAAUCCUGCGUUUAUACCUGUUGCUAUAAGAAUUGAGGAAAUUGCAAAAGGAUGUGGCUAAUACUGUGAUAAGCCAUUGGAGGAAGGACAUAAGUGUGAAAGUAAGGUGACUCGGCCCUUUCUGAUGGGAAUUCUGAGAGAAAGAAGCUGAUAAGUUUGAGAUGUCUGAUUGCAACCCAAUGGCUGACAGUGAUCCAUCAAUGUUAAUCCAUGAUAUUUUUGAACGCAAUGUAUAUCAGAUGAUAAGGGUCACUGAUCAAGUGUGUAACAAAGAAAUGCAACUGUUGAUA
Messenger RNA from Cuscuta campestris, 623 nucleotides. The record is from the annotation of a GenBank genome assembly. NCBI's taxonomy places the organism in Eukaryota, Viridiplantae, Streptophyta, Magnoliopsida, Solanales, Convolvulaceae.